Colias croceus (clouded yellow) is the source of this 1087-nucleotide messenger RNA. It is a transcript of the gene Tsen2, whose product is annotated as tRNA-splicing endonuclease subunit Sen2. The record is from RefSeq and is a predicted model, not a curated record. Bases 12 to 1085 code for a protein of 357 amino acids. Gene Ontology annotation, molecular function: tRNA-intron lyase activity; nucleic acid binding. Gene Ontology annotation, biological process: tRNA-type intron splice site recognition and cleavage; tRNA splicing, via endonucleolytic cleavage and ligation. Lineage: Eukaryota; Metazoa; Arthropoda; Insecta; Lepidoptera; Pieridae. The transcript has 3 exons. Gene Ontology annotation, cellular component: tRNA-intron endonuclease complex.
GUUCUUUUGUCAUGACUAGUUUGCAAACAGAGGAAGCCUGUCAAAAUAUCGACCAUAAUACAUUACCUAUGGAUGUUGACUCUUCAUUACGUUUUCCAAUUGAUAAUUCAAUGAGAAUUAUAUUUACUGGUUAUUAUAAUGGUUAUGGAGUAGAAGUAAGAGGCAUUGAGGAGAUGGCAAUGCUUUAUCAUAUGGGGUGUUUUGGUAAAGGCACUAAAUCUAGAUCAAGACCUAAAUCUAUAAAAAAUGAUGGCAGUCCAUGCAUCAUGAGAAAAAGACAGUACUUGAAAAGAAACUAUUGGUACAAGAAGUUUAGUUCUUCCCAACCAGCUCCACAAGCUGACGACUUUUUAAUUAAUGUUAAAAAUUUAACAUCCAAGAUUCUGCAUGAUAGUGCUCAACGGGCAAACAAGGACGUAAUAGAUUUAGUAUCUAGUGAUGAUGAGCCCUGCGACACAGAUCAGAGUGAUAAUAAUUAUGAUGAUACAACUUGCAGUAAUGAGAAGAAAGAAACAGUAGUUAUAGUCCCAAAUAGUGAUUCAGAGGAUGAUAACUAUUUUGCCAACUUAAAGCCAAAGUGUUGUCUCAAUAAGAUUCAACUAGAAGAAAAGUUAAUGCUUACAAAGCAAGAAGCAUUUUUUCUGCUGUACGGACUUGGUUGUUUGCAAAUUUUUAACAUUGAUAAUAAAUUAUUGAAAGUAAAUGACUGUUGGAAAUUAUUUAAUGAAACAGAUCAUUACUUUAUGAAUAAGUAUAUUGUAUAUCACUACUAUAGAUCUAAGGGCUACAUUGUAAAACCUGGAAUUAAAUUUGGCGGAGAUUUCUUGAUCUACAGAGAAGGGCCAGGGAUAAACCAUUCUGAUUAUAUAGUUGUUAUAAAACAGAAACAAGAAUCGCAAGACUGGCUCACCAUACUAGGGCAUGUGAGGAUGGCGGCAACUACUGUCAAGGAAAUAAUAAUCAUAGAAAUUAUUGAGCCUAGUAAAGAGAACAUAACACUACCAAAGGAUUUGAGCGAAUAUACUGUAAAAGAAAUUAUUUUAACAAGAAAUAUUCCAGUGGUAAUAAACAAUGAUGAAGACUAAAA